This is a messenger RNA of Achroia grisella, 407 nucleotides long. RefSeq names its product phenoloxidase subunit 1-like. The annotation marks the transcript as partial. NCBI's taxonomy places the organism in Eukaryota, Metazoa, Arthropoda, Insecta, Lepidoptera, Pyralidae. The transcript is spliced from 3 exons. The record is from RefSeq and is a predicted model, not a curated record.
AUGAGUAACAACAGGGACAACCUUCUCCGGUUCUUCGACCGGCCCACGGAGCCCUGUUUCUUGCAGAAAGGCGAGGACAGUGCUGCCUUCGAGGUGCCUGAUCACUACUACCCAGAUAAAUACAAGAGUCUGACUAAUUCGUUGUCUAAUCGUUUUGGGAGCGGCGAUCUGCGUGCUAUACCUGUAAAAAACAUCGCCCUACCCGACUUGACUCUGCCUCUCGAACUGUCUUAUAAUGACCAGUUCUCGUUGUUCGUGGCAAAACAUCGCAGGAUGGCUGGGAAACUCAUUGACAUCUUCCUGAAUAUGCGUGACGUGGACGACCUCAUUUCUCUGUGCUCGUACUGCCAAAUGAGAAUUAAUCCUUACAUGUUCAACUAUUGCCUCUCGGUAGCCAUUUUGCACAG